AUGGUAGCGGUUGAACGAGGGAACGCCGAUACUCUUUUGCUGAUUAUCGCGGAUAAAAUUUUGCCAGGCACCACCGUUAUGUCCGAUAUACGGUCGGUAUAUGGUGGUAUCGAACGUUUGCCACUGAAAUACCAUCAUCAAACAGUGAACCAUUCCAAACAUUACGUAGAUCCUGACACUGUGGCGUGUACAAGUGGAGUGGAAUCGAUGUGGCAAAAGUUCAAGAUGAAGCACAAAUCAAGAUUCGGCGCGGAUCGUGGGCUCACGUCAGUGGCCGGUUGUCUGGCGGCAGACGGCAGUUACCUGAGGUCAGUGGUUCCAAAGAAUAUGGACGAUCAGAAAUCGAACCUAGCUGUGAAUCAAAAGGUUGAUGACGAUAAAUAUUACUUUUUGACAUGGAAUGUCAUAUUAAUUGGGGGUAUAAUGUCGGUUUCUCUGAUUGGUUUCAUCGUAAUGGCAUCGCUCCGAUUUCGCAUACCACUUUCGAGCAGCACUUAUAACGGCGAUGAAAUGUUCAUUUCCAUACAGCUGGAUCCACAUAAAGACAGUUAUAUAUUUUCUGACGAUCCAGAAACGACAGAAAUGACAACAACAGCUGAUUAUGAAAAAAUGUCACCAGAUGAUCAGAAGUCGAAUGAAUCGACAACAAAUCCAUUUACGCUAACUCCAGCCAAGGAACCCGCAGCGAGUACGGAGGCAGCAGUACAAUUCAAAUCAUCGAACCCAACAACAACAAAGCUUAUGCAUUCAACAUCGACACCACCAUCAAUUACACUGAUGCAUGUGUUGACAACAGCAGCUGCCAUCAAAUGGCCACCAAAAACAACUGUAACAAUUAAACCGACACCCAUAACCCAAGCUAGCACAAGCACUACCCGAAACAUUAUCCAAUCUAGCAUACGUACUUCCCAAACCACAACUGAACGUAAGACAAGUAUUUUCCAAAGAGGAACCACUAAAUCAAUUGUUACCCCUACACCAAUGACAAUUGUCUCGAACGUUCCAGUCCUUCAAUCUCAAAAUGUGACGCAACUAACCCCGAAUCAACUUCCAAACACUGUCUCGAACGUUCCAGUCCCCCAAUCUCAAAAUGUGACGCAACUAACCCCGAAUCAACUUCCAAACACUGUCUCGAACGUUCCAGUCCCCCAGUCUCAAAAUAUGACGCAAUCAACCUCGAAUCAACUUCCAAAUCAGCUCGGUGGUGUUAAUUCGUUGAAUGAAACAACGAACGGUGGUAUUGCAAACAUGGCAAACUAA
Anisakis simplex (herring worm) is the source of this 1260-nucleotide messenger RNA. The record is from the annotation of a GenBank genome assembly. NCBI's taxonomy places the organism in Eukaryota, Metazoa, Nematoda, Chromadorea, Rhabditida, Anisakidae.